AUAAUGGACAGAAAACCGUAGUCUUACACGCCGGUGGCGGAAUGAUGUUCUUAUUAGCCAUGUUGCUCCGGAGUAGGCUCUCCCACCGGUUGAACCAGAGCCGGAGCUUCGUGGACGCGAAGGUCAAGUGGGUUCGUGACCCAUACCUAGACCAUGCGGUUGAGAGAGAGAAGGACCUCAAACAGAUCCUCUCCCUCAAAAACCAAAUCGUUUCUUCUCCGUCCAAAUCCCUUCCCGUCGCUUCCAUUUCUCCUCUCAAAGCCCAUCUCAAUCUCCCGACCACUGCCUCCAAACUUUUCCAGAAAUUCCCCUCCUUUUUCUCCCAAUUCCAGCCCUCUCCCUCCCUCCCUCUCCAUGUCAAGCUCACCCCUCAAGCGAUGACCCUCCACAAAGAAGAACUAGCCAUUCACAGUUCGGCGUCUCACCGUACCGACGCCGUCAAAAGGCUGGCGAAGUUCUUGAUGCUCACUAGAGCAACAAGACUGCCUCUGCAUAUCAUAGACAGGUUCAAGUUUGAUCUGGGUCUUCCUCAUAAUUACGUUGCUUUUCUUCUAUCUGAUUAUCCUGAUUAUUUUCAAAUUUGUGAAAGUGAAGACCUUUUUGGUGAAAAAGGGUCCCUUGUGCUGGAGCUUGUUUCCUGGAGGAAUGAAUUUGCGGUGUCUGAAAUGGAAUGGAGAAACGGGGGUGGUGUAACUGCACCGCACCUCGGACCUGCCCUUACAGGUGGGUUGGGCAUGGAGAAAGGAAUGCCCAUAAGGUUUUCGAUGCAAUUACCAAGAGGGUUUGAUUUGGAGAAGAAGGUUCAGAAUUGGGUUCAGGAGUGGCAAAAUUUGCCCUACAUUUCACCAUAUGAGAAUGCAUUUCAUCUGGGGCCAAGUAGUGAUCAGGCUGAGAAGUGGACGGUGGCAGUGCUUCAUGAACUGAUGUGGCUCUUGGUGUCAAAGAAAACAGAGAGGGAGAAUCUGUUUUGUUUAGGAGAGUACUUAGGCUUUGGGGAUAGAUUUAAGAAGGCAUUGAGGCAUCAUCCAGGGAUUUUUUACAUUUCAAAUAAGAUUAGGACACAAACUGUGGUGCUUAGGGAAGCAUAUAGGAAGGACUUUUUGGUGGAGAAGCAUCCAUUAAUGGGAAUGAGAUAUAGGUACAUUCAUCUUAUAAACAAGUCCGAGAAAUGGAGAAACCAUGGAAGUGCCUUAGCUUCUAGGAGUAAAAGACAAACAAUGCCAUCUGCUGGAAAAAGGAAAGCCAAGAAGGGAUCUGAUAAGAGCAUGGAGGAAAGAGAGUCUAGUGGGUCAUUGAAUUUAGAGGUCGAAAAUGAUGCUGCUGACAAGGCAAUCGAAAUGGAGAUAUAGAUAGAGAAGGUAAAAUAAUAAGGAUGGUAACCUUUGACCUGGUUCUAUCGAAUUGGGAUUUGAGAUCGUGUAACAUGAUUUGUUUUUUGCAUAUUCCCCAUGUUAUUCUUAGAACUUGCACUAUUUUGUUUUCCAGCCAAGGCUUUUGAAAAUGCACCUGAAUGGCCACGAUGAGGAUAUAUGAUAUGGCAACAGAAAAUUUUAGAGGCACAAGCUGAGAUAAAGGAUUUGAACUUUACCUUUGGGAUACCAUAAACAUAAAACUGGAUGUAAUAAGCAAAGCCAGUUUAAUAGUUCAGAAUUCUGAUUGCUUUGGAAUCUAGUGAUGUUGCUAUUGAUGAAGCGGUGCUGCUGGAGAAAUGAAUGGAGGUAAUAAAGAAAUCUAUUUUCAUUUUGAGACAACUUCUGUGCAUGAGCUAUCAUGGCAAAAAAUUUCCCACAUUCAUUGGCAAGAAGGAAAAGAUGCAAGAGGUAUUGAUCUAAUGAGAUGCAGCAGAGAAUUGCUUGAUGGUAGAAAACUGAGGGAGGGCUACCUCACAAGGACAGCAAGAUUUUUUCUUAACAAAUCUCAAUGUGAAGAGACGUCAUUUUGACAGGAGGACUAUAUUUUACGAUCAGCUUUCUCCCAAGUUUGUUCUGUUUUAGAAAUUUGAUCAUACCUUGAUAUUUCUGGAGCUUUUUUCAUCUUCACUCUUUGAUGUCCGGGUACGAAGCAACAUUGACCAAGCUCCAGAAAUAUCAAGGUUUGGUCAAAUUUUGCUGAAACAAAACAAAGUUGGGAGAAAGCAACAUUGACCAAGCCAUAGAGUUUUGUUGAUAUUUGAUUAGUUUAUUAUUUUUUAACAGUUAAUUAUAAUAUAUGAAAAUAUUUAUU
Molecule: messenger RNA, 2223 nt
Organism: Rubroshorea leprosula
Lineage: Eukaryota; Viridiplantae; Streptophyta; Magnoliopsida; Malvales; Dipterocarpaceae
Source: the annotation of a GenBank genome assembly